Molecule: messenger RNA, 1085 nt
Organism: Aspergillus pseudotamarii
Lineage: Eukaryota; Fungi; Ascomycota; Eurotiomycetes; Eurotiales; Aspergillaceae
Product: TMEM53 family protein
Exons: 1
Coding region: 34-966 (310 amino acids)
Source: RefSeq, a predicted model, not a curated record
UUGCGCACCGUGUACACAUAUGAUAGCCAAGACAUGGCAAGUACAUCAGACUUUGAUCCCCUUAAGUCAAUUGGGGAGAAUAUAUACAUCUGGGAACCUCCAGAACCCACCAACAUAGCAACAACCACCAGCCCAGCACUCAUUAUACUCUGUACGUGGCUUGGCGGUGCUACCCCCCAACGCAUCCAGAAAUACGUUACCGGUUAUCGAAGGCUAUAUCCAGACUCAGCCAUUCUGUUAAUCGCCGCGCGUAUCCUUGAGAUCACCGCCUUUCCGUUCAGCGUCCUCCAUGCGCGUCUUAGCCCAGCCCGCCAUUACAUUCGGGGUAACAUCGCAGACAAAGAAGGGAAACGCUCAAUUCUGCUGCAUAUCUUCUCACAUGGUGGCUGCAACACGGCGAUCCAACUAGCUCUUUCCCUCCGUCAGGAUGCUGCUUAUCCACCCUUGGAGCUAGGGAUUCAUCUUCGUGGGGUUAUCUUCGAUUGCUGCCCCGGGGACACCUCCUUCUCGCGUACAUACCAGGCAGCCGCUCAUUCAUUGCCGCCUCAACCUGCGCCUGCCAAGGUCUUGGGAAAGUUACUCCUCUAUCCUGCUGUUGGGCUCAUCACUGGUCUCCAGCGGACGGGACUAAUGAGUUCUGUUUCGCAACUGCGGUCGCAGUUAAAUGAUCCGGUCGUGUUCGGAGCAGCACCUAAACGGUUGUAUCUGUAUUCUACGGCCGAUCAGAUGGUCGGGUGGGAGGACGUGGAAUCGCAUUUGGCUGAGGCUAAGGCUCUGUUAGGGUGCCAGGCUGAAGGAAUAGCGUUCCCAGAUAGCCCACACUGUGCUAUUGUGAGAGAUCAUGCUGAUCGGUACUGGGAUACGAUUGACCGAUUCUGGGCUAGGAGGGAAAUUUCCAUGCCAGCUGGGAUGACGUCUGGACAGCUGGGUGGUAGUUUGGGUGACAGGUUGCGGAGCCGAAUAUAAAUAACGUGAUAUAUUGAAAUUGUAUGUAUAGUGAAGUGUGGACUGACUGAAAGUCCUUUGCAUCGUCAUACUCAUUCUCAACUAGGUAUCCAUAUUUAUCAAUCAUGCCUGACUUUUCC